AAGCUGUCGAUCACAGCUUCACAAGAACUACAAGUUCAAGAAGAAACGAAGCUUGCCGCAUCCUUCUAUAAGAAAGUGACGUGACGCCAGGCGGUCAGAGUGUUGUGCUGCUUGAUCAGGCGAAGCAUUUCUCUUGUUAACAAGCCGCUCUGCUCAGAUCUCUUGCUGCACAUUUUGGAGUCUACGUCGCACACCACCAAGAAGAUGGAGACUGUUUUGAACAGGUUCAGUGGCUCUCUUGACCUUCCUAGGAUGCGGACGAGCCCACAUUGCACCGGGGGAUCACAAUCACCAGCAGAUGUAUCAGUAGAACAGCAUGCUAGGCUCAAUCUCAGAGUGCCUACGCAAUCGCAUGAACAGCUUAGAAACAAUAGAGGGAGUCUACGCCGCCGAAUGGGUGGUUCUUACAUAGGGAUCUCUGAUAGAGUGAACUUCUUUGCGAAGCUGUCAACAUGUCAGCAUUGGGGCCGAUUGUCACAUGGGAGAGAAGAGCAAAGUAGAAAAGGUGUAGCCAAGCCUGGAAGACAAGUGGGGAGGAACAUAAUGUGUACUGCUUUGCCUUCCGAGUCGGACAAGGUAGAAGCUGCCAGGUCAAAGAUCCGAGUGUCCCUGGAAGAUCUUGUCAGCAGUUUGGAGGAACUCUCACGCUCCCUACAAAGGGUUACUUCUUCUCUGAGCCACACCCUCUCGAGUCUUGACUCGGAGAUUGCUUCCAGCAACUUACCAAGCAUAGAAAAGCAAUACAUGCAGCAAGGCAGUUUCGGAAGAAGGGCUCAAAGUGAUCUUCCCAAUCAGUUUAGUGGCGAGGGCCUCCCAGAGGCAGAGGAGAGAAAUGCAGUUGUCAGCAAAGUCGCCUUCAAGCUUCAGCAAGCAUUUGUGCAGGCACGAGUGGACUUCUUGGGGAAGCCUUUCCAGCUUGCGCUUGAGGAGUUUGUGGACUGCACGAUGCGCGUGUACGCCUUGGGGGUGGACUUGCUCACUCUGCAGCUGCAGCUCGUGCUGGCGGAGCGCGCCUACUACGGAAAGGACCUCGCGGAGGACGUCCAGGAGAUGGUGACGCAGGAAGGCCACGUGCGAGCCAUGUGGAUACGGCUCGCUUACAUCACGCUCAACCACGCCGCGGAAGUGAAGGCUGCGAAAGAAGGGGACCAGUCAGCGGCCGACAUCCGGAUAGACCCCCAGGAGGACUUAGGCGGGCAGGGGCAGUUUGUGAAGUCGGUUAUCAAGAUGCACUUAGAGCAAGGCCUCACGCUUGACCGGCUGAAGUUAGAACAGGCUUAUGCCGAGAAGACGGACUCUCCUGCGAUAGAGGCCUUGCAGCAGAGCCACUACUUGAUUCUGAUGACCCUUGCAAAAGCUCUGGGAGAGUAUGAAUAACUCUCACCAAUCUGCCGCCAACAGCAGGAUUAACCUCUGAUGUAAUUGCUCAUCGGCAUUCUUUUGCAAUCAGAAGAGUGGAUUGAAUCAACACAAAACUAGUCGAUUGCCGGCUCCGACUAAAACCGUCGCUGCUGCGCCGUGAGCGCUCUAGUCACCAACCUGCAUGCUACGUUUCUCGUACUUGAAAAUGACCAACAAUUUUUAGCGCGGC
Molecule: messenger RNA, 1591 nt
Organism: Klebsormidium nitens
Lineage: Eukaryota; Viridiplantae; Streptophyta; Klebsormidiophyceae; Klebsormidiales; Klebsormidiaceae
Source: the annotation of a GenBank genome assembly